UCGAUCACCACCAUGUUGAAGUUCGUGAUCCUCUUGUCGGCCGUUGCCUGCGCCCUGGGUGGCACCAUCCCAGAGGGUCUCCUGCCCCAGCUAGAUGGCCGCAUCGUCGGCGGUACUGCUACCACCAUCAGCAGCUUCCCCUGGCAGAUCUCUCUGCAGCGCAGUGGUAGCCACUCCUGCGGUGGAUCCAUCUACUCCUCCAAGGUGAUCGUGACCGCCGCUCACUGUCUGCAGUCUGUGUCCGCCUCCUCCUUGCAGAUCCGUGCUGGAUCCAGCUACUGGAGCUCGGGCGGCACCGUCGUCAAGGUGUCCUCCUUCAAGAAUCACGAAGGUUACAAUGCCAACACCAUGGUCAACGAUAUUGCCAUCAUUAAGCUGGCAAGCGCCCUGAGCUUCAGCUCUACAAUCAAGUCCAUCGGUCUGGCUAGCUCCAACCCCGCUAACGGCGCUGCCGCCUCCGUCUCCGGAUGGGGCACCCAGUCCUCUGGCUCCAGCUCCAUUCCCACCCAGCUGCAAUACGUCAAUGUGAACAUCGUUAGCCAAAGCAAAUGCGCUUCUUCGAGCUACAGCUACGGAAGCCAGAUCAAGAGCUCUAUGAUCUGCGCUGCUGCCAGCGGCAAGGACUCUUGCCAGGGAGACUCCGGUGGCCCACUGGUCUCCGGUGGAGUCCAGGUCGGUGUCGUCUCCUGGGGAUAUGGAUGUGCUGCUAGCAACUACCCCGGUGUCUACGCCAGCGUGGCCGACCUCCGCUCUUGGGUGGUCAACAACGCUUAAACACUUUUCCUAAUAAAUCAUUUUUGUACACAAA
Messenger RNA from Drosophila eugracilis, 808 nucleotides. RefSeq names its product trypsin beta. The record is from RefSeq and is a predicted model, not a curated record. The transcript has a single exon. Gene Ontology annotation, molecular function: serine-type endopeptidase activity. The coding region runs from base 13 to 774 and encodes 253 amino acids. Gene Ontology annotation, biological process: proteolysis. Lineage: Eukaryota; Metazoa; Arthropoda; Insecta; Diptera; Drosophilidae.